Molecule: messenger RNA, 2393 nt
Organism: Macrosteles quadrilineatus (aster leafhopper)
Lineage: Eukaryota; Metazoa; Arthropoda; Insecta; Hemiptera; Cicadellidae
Product: trace amine-associated receptor 9
Exons: 8
Coding region: 326-1570 (414 amino acids)
Biological process (GO): neuropeptide signaling pathway
Cellular component (GO): membrane
Molecular function (GO): corazonin receptor activity
Source: RefSeq, a predicted model, not a curated record
GGCCCGCUUCUCUACGCGUACCUACUGUGCCGCGUUGGGAUACGACGAUUUCAACACGAGUUUCUAAAAAAGGACUGCAAUAUACUCUGCAUAUCAAAAAGCAAGACUUUUAUUGAGAACGUUAAAAGUAGGUUGAAAUUAGUUUAAUGCGUGAAGAGCACUUAUUUUAAACGAGUGUACAAUAUUGCGUGACUCGAUUCAUUAGUCAUGAGUUUCAUGGUAGAAGGUUGUACUGCCGGAGUGUCUGAAAUAAGAGUUAACUCUCACUGAACUCAAACGCAUUUAGAUAAAACAACUAAUCGUAUUACGUAGCCAAUAGACGAGUAUGAGAAGCAUCUCGUCCAAGAGUAGUCUCCUGGUGCCUCCAUCCCUCCACAACUCUAGUUGUACGCACCCCCGCUACGGCCCUGUGGGACCCACGGCGUCGCUAGGGGGUCUGGUGCAGGGGACCAUCAUCCUCACAUUGUUUGUCGGCAUCAUCAUAGCCAACAUGCUGGUCAUCAUCGUCAUCAACAGCAGGAGAUACUCCAAGUACAUACAUGCACAGCCCCGCUACCUGCUGACGUCACUGGCAGGCAACGACCUGGCCAUUGGUCUGUUGAUCACACCCUUCGGCGUGCUGCCGGCUGUGUAUGGCUGCUGGCCCUACAGUGAUAUGCUCUGUCAGAUACAGGCAUUGCUACGAGGCGCACUGACCCAGCAGAGUGCAGCUAUACUCAUCUGUAUGGCUGUGGACAGGUACAACUGUAUGCUGCACCCCGUCAGCUACCACAAGCACUCCAACAAAAAGGGCUGCAUGGCACUGUUGUGCCUCACUCUCGUCACCUCCCUCACCGUGUUCUCCACCCUGGUCCUACCCCGGGGGAGUUACUACUUCAAUGCCUCGGGUCUAGCAGCCUGCGACCCCUUCUACACCAGAGCCAGUCUCCGCAUUCUCGCCGCUUGUACAUUCUACUUCCCCACCACAAUGGUGCUCAUGUACUGCUACGGCUCAGCGUUCCAUGUCAACAAGCUCAGACUGAAACGAUCCGUCUCUGCUGCUAGUCCUCAGCAGGAAAUAUCUACUGCCUCCAUGGAAAAGUUGAUGGCCCAUGAGCGACGACUGAGUACCAAUGCCUCUCGCACCAUGGCGGCCAUGUCACUGGGCUUCAUCGUCAUGGUCACCCCAUGGACCAUCCAGGAAGUGGUUGUGGCCUGCACUGGCUCCAAGAUGCCGCCUUUCUUGGAUUUUAUGAUUACUUGGCUAGCACUCAGCAACAGUUUCUGGAACCCAUUUCUAUACUGGCUGCUCAACAACAAUUUCCGAAGGAUUAGCAAGGAAAUUUUCCUGCAAAAGGUGUUGUGUCGAAAGCCUAAAAAACCCAGUGAAGCGGCCAUUCGUUGCUGCACGUCGACGGGUCCAAUCGCAGCCGCAAUAGCCAGUCGCAGUGACCUGGAGGGGAUGAGUGAGCGGUAUUGGGGUGAGAUCCUAGAACGCACAGUGAGUAGUAGUAGUCUACAGGCUAUGUCACGCGGUGUACCCCCACCACUACCUCUCCCCACUGCCGCAGCUAGUAGGCGCACCCAGUGAUGCGCGCUGUUUGGCUGGUCUUUCCACUGUUCCAUCACCAAGGAGUCGUUUAGCGACCAGAACUGGUGUGAGGUGCAUGGCAUCAAGACCCACAGCACACUCUAGUGGUGACCAGCUUGUACAAAACUACCGACUAUUUCAAAGACCGUUUGUGUUAAGAUUUUAACUCAUCUCCAUUCGAAUGUUACUUUUAUAGUCUACCUUUCCUUGAAAUAAGACAAUCACAUGAACUGCAAUAACUUAUAGAUUUUAUUUAAGACUGUUUAUAAUCUAAGAUUAGUAGCUCACAUAGUUUUAAAGUUUAGUUGUGUUGAUGACUGUAUUUUAAGGUAUCUGUACAAAGAUAAAGCCCAACUUAAUUAACACGUCAUUACUUUAUUUUACUUUAUAAUGUAAUGUUAAUGUGGUAUUUAACAGUUAUGGACACGUAUUAUUGAUUAAAAGUGUAUCUUAGUAAUAAUAAUCUAUUGGUUUGUCUUUGCUUUAGUCCAAUGAAUCCCAAUAUUAAAUAUCGAAUAACCAACUUUUUUUUAACACAAAUUCUUCAAAUUGUCAAUAAUAAUCGGGUAAUAAUUGUGUUGCUUGAUAAUUUGAAUGCUUAUUAUGUGCUUGUUUUAUUAAAUUCUAAUUUAUUUGGUAUUUUAUUAAUAUAGUCUAAAAAUGGUUGUUGAAUCGUAAUAUUGACUGCCUAUACCUCUAUAAAAAUGUUAAAUACCGUAAAUGUAAAUUUUCUAGGAUGAAAGUUGUUAUUGAUCCUUCUCCAUAUCAACUAACCUAACUAGGCUAUCAUACUUGCGUAGGUUACUGUUCGUCGGUGAGUGUA